GAGAGAAGAAGAAGAAGAAGAAGGGAGGAAGAGGAGACAGAGACAAAGGGAGGGGGAGACAGAGGAGGAGGAGAACUGAGAGACUGGGGGGGAGACAGGAGGGGGAGGGGAGAGCCAUUGGGAGAAAUAAUCCUGGAGACAGGCGGACCGCGGAGAGAACAGCAGCAGCAUCACCAGAGUUCACCCCCUUUCCCCCCCUUCCCACAUCCCCUGCCCCCCCUACGGCACAAUGCAUCGGACCAUGCGGAUCAAGAUGACGGAGCUCAACCCGCACCUCAUGUGCGCCCUCUGUGGGGGGUACUUCAUUGACGCUGCCACCAUUGUGGAGUGUCUGCAUUCCUUCUGUAAGACCUGCAUCCUGCGCUACUUAGAAGCCCACAAGUUCUGCCCCAUGUGUGACUCUCAGGUGCACAAAGGACGCCCACUUCUUAGCAUCAGGUCGGAUAAAACAUUACAAGACAUCGUAUAUAAGCUUGUGCCAGGACUCUUCAGAGAUGAGAUGAAGCGGCGAAGGGAGUUCUACGCCACUUAUGCUCGUAAAGAAGUCAACAGUGGCUCCAGCUCCGAGCAGGGGGACAAAGUCACCGAGACGGGAGAAUUGGUGGUACAUGAGGAGGAGAGCAUCAGUCUAUCAAUCCAGUUUUCCGAGGAUGCAAGGGAUGAUACUCGAGAAUUAGCAGACAGUGAAGACCUGGAGAAGAGGAACAGUCUUCGUUUCUUGCGCUGUCCUGCUGCCAUGACCAUAACUCACCUCGCCAAAUUCUUACGAAACAAAAUGGAUGUUCCCAGCAAGUACAAGGUUGAGAUUUUGUAUGAGGAAGAGCUGCUGAAGGACUACUAUACACUAAUGGACAUUGCUUACAUUUACCCCUGGGGACGAACUGGUCCACUACCUCUUAAGUAUCGGGUCCAACCAUCCUGCAAGCGAAUACGAUUCAGUCGUCCAAGGAGCCUACAAGAAGCCAAUCGUGGAACCACAUCAGAAGGGGAAUCGACCAGUGACAAGGCCAGCAGCCCAGCACCAAUUCCCUCUACCUCUUCCUCCCUCCCCAGCCCUGCCACCCCUUGCCAAGGCUCUCCAAAUCCCAGCACUGAACUCGCCCCCACAUCCACCAUCCACAAUGGGCACUCUGCCAAUCGGGGGCGUAAAGUCACGCUCAAUGGCAUUCCCGGACCCCCCCUGACUUGAGAAUUUUGUGUGUCCAGAGUCUUUUAUACAUAUGUAUAUAUUAAAAAGAAAAGAACUUUUUUAUUUUCUAUGGACAAGAGUAAUUUAAUCCCUCCCUACACUUAUCUUUUUGUAAUGUUUUCUUAUUAUAAUUUAUAAAGCGGUUGAGGUGAGUCGACAUGUUCUUGUUGGAAUGUAGCACCGCCCGAUCCACACCGGAUGAAUUAAGAGCUGCCAGUUUUGUUACAUGUUUGUACUCACAAUGAAGAGGAAUAGGCCUGGACAGGUCAUCGCUGGGGCUGGCCGCCUGUAAGACUCCUUUCUACAGGGUGUUAAAUUAUUUAAUUUUGUGUGGACUUUGAAAUACAGGAUAGAGCAGAAAGGUUACCGGAGGGCUUGUGUAUUGCUAGCCAUUCAUGUAUGAAGUGCACUGCAGGGGGCGCCACUAUCCUUAUUGCGCUAUUGAAUGUAUAUUUUUUUCAAAGUGCCCUCGGUAGCACCUGGUCACCACAAUAAUAUGGCACAACGGGGUCCACAAACCCCGGUUUUCAUAUGAUUAACCCCCCCUCCCCCCAGCAUUUUGUGUCCCUGUUGUGGGUGGGAUUUUGGGGUUGUGGGGUGUCUCUACCUGUCUAUAUAAAUAAAGAUAUACAAACUGUUA
This is a messenger RNA of Hyla sarda, 1829 nucleotides long. It is a transcript of the gene PCGF2, whose product is annotated as polycomb group ring finger 2. Gene Ontology annotation, molecular function: promoter-specific chromatin binding. The transcript is spliced from 10 exons. NCBI's taxonomy places the organism in Eukaryota, Metazoa, Chordata, Amphibia, Anura, Hylidae. The record is from RefSeq and is a predicted model, not a curated record. The coding region runs from base 230 to 1189 and encodes 319 amino acids. Gene Ontology annotation, biological process: negative regulation of transcription by RNA polymerase II. Gene Ontology annotation, cellular component: PRC1 complex.